Sclerotinia sclerotiorum 1980 UF-70 is the source of this 2040-nucleotide messenger RNA. RefSeq lists its product as hypothetical. Bases 1 to 2040 code for a protein of 679 amino acids. The transcript is spliced from 5 exons. The record is from RefSeq and is a predicted model, not a curated record. Gene Ontology annotation, cellular component: cytoplasm. Gene Ontology annotation, molecular function: biotin--[biotin carboxyl-carrier protein] ligase activity. NCBI's taxonomy places the organism in Eukaryota, Fungi, Ascomycota, Leotiomycetes, Helotiales, Sclerotiniaceae. Gene Ontology annotation, biological process: protein modification process.
AUGGUUGCAAGAAAGAUGGAUGUUUUGGUCUACUCAGGCAAUGGAAGUACAAUUGAAUCCGUUCGCCACUGCCUUUAUACUUUACGGCGUUUGCUCUCGCCAAGUUACGCUGUGAUUCCAGUCAGUGAUACUAUCAUUCUCAAAGAACCUUGGACUGCUUCUUGCGCUCUUCUUGUAUUCCCAGGGGGUGCUGACCAAGGAUAUUGUCGCUCCCUCAAUGGCGAAGGCAACAGACGAAUCUCCCAAUACGUUCGUAGAGGUGGCGCCUAUCUUGGAUUUUGUGCUGGGGGCUACUAUGGCACCUCCAAAUGUGAGUUUGAGGUCGGAAAUAGGCCGCUAGAGGUUGUUGGACCACGAGAAUUACAAUUCUAUCCGGGCAUCUCCCGAGGAUGUGCUUUCAAAGGAUUUGUGUACCAUAGUGAGGAAGGUGCAAAGGCUGCAGAGAUCAAGAUCGGGGACGGACUUCUCAAUGAAAAUGUUUCUCAAAGUUUCAAAUUAUACUACAACGGCGGAGGAGUCUUCGUUGAUGCAGGAAAAUUCAAGGAUAGAGGAGUUGAAACGCUUGCCACCUAUGUACAUCCACUUGAUGUCGACGGCGGAGAAGACCCCGCAGCGGUUGUCUAUUGCAAGGUUGGUGAAGGCGGAGCAAUAUUGACAGGGCCUCAUCCAGAGUUUGCUGCCGUGAAUCUUGACCCCACGAUAAAGAUACCCGGUUACGCUGAUAUUGUGAAGGAUUUGGCUGCGGAUGACGACGCCCGAACGGAGUUUUUGAAAGGAUGUCUAUUGAAGCUAGGAUUGUCAGUGAGCGAAGAAUCAUCCACGGUGCCGUCCCUCUCUCGCCUUCAUCUUUCAUCUGUUCAUCCGCAUCUGGUUCCAGAGUUAUUGGCUUCUUGGGAAGAAAUCAUCGACAAGGAGAACGGUGAAGAGAUUAUCAAGGGCGAGAACGACACAUUUCAUAUAGAAAAGCAAGAGAGUAGCUGGUCCGUUGAAUCGUUAGUAGAGUCACUUCCAGCUUCGGCUGUUUCCGCAAAAGAGGAAAACCCAAAUGUUGCGUCAGCUGCAUCAGGUGAUGGAAUUAUUGAUUAUAAUGCUAUUCCGAAACGACUCAUUCCGCAUGAGACUAGUUGGCCUGGCACAAAGGAAACACCAUGUUUCAAUCACCAUUUGUUUUACUCCAAUUUGAGAAACUACCAGCAAGAAAAAUCCAGCGAAGCCGAAGAGUUUGGAAACACGCUACUAUAUGGAGAGGUUGUUACUAGUACCAAUACAAUGUUAGAAAAGAAUUCGAAGCUUCUUUCUAGAGUUCCUACGGGCUUUACUUUUACGGCUACAACUCAAGUUGCUGGACGUGGCCGCGGUUCAAAUGUUUGGGUUUCCCCUCUAGGAUGCUUGAUCUGGUCGGUUUGCAUGAAACACCCUAUGGAACUUGGAAACACAGCGCCGGUUGUCUUCAUACAGUAUCUCGCAGCAAUAGCCAUUGUUGAAGCUAUUCAUUCAUAUGACAAGGGUUAUGAUACAGUCCCUAUUAAGCUCAAGUGGCCAAACGAUAUUUAUGCCCAAGAUCCAUCCAAGCCCGGAAAGAAAGAAUAUGUCAAAGUUGGCGGCAUCCUUGUUAAUUCCUCAUAUUCAUCCGGAAACUACGAUUUAGUCGUAGGUAUCGGUCUCAACACCACAAACGCCGCUCCAACAACAUCACUCAGCGCUCUCUUACCCCCGCAUCUGGCACCUUUCUCCCUCGAAAAACUUCUCGCUCGUUUCCUCACAAAAUUUGAAACCAUCUAUAAAACGUUCUGUCGAAAUGGCUUCGAUCGGAAGCUAGAAGAGGUAUAUUACAAACACUGGUUACAUACUGAUCAAAUCGUUACUCUGGAGACGGAAGGUGGCGCGAGAGCUAUUAUCAGGGGAAUCACUACGAAUUGGGGAUUACUACGCGCCGAAGAAUUGGGUUGGGAAGAUAGACCUACCGGUAAGGUUUGGGAGUUGCAGAGUGAUAGUAAUAGCUUUGAUUUCUUGAAAGGUUUGUUGAAGCGGAAGGUUUGA